AUGACAACCGACUCACCAUCUUUCAAGUGGCGCGCUCAAGCAAGCUUGGACACUCUUACUUUGGCUCUUCAGGACGUGCAAAGCAUUUUAAAGCCUCAGAUAGAGGCAGGAGACGCAUCUGUUUUAGAGUACAUCCUUAACGUGGAGAUCCCAAGAUUUAGGAGUGUAUACACGACCUCUGUUGAUGGCACACGACCGAAACCACCGUUUUUCGAUAAAGCUCCGCCCGAGGAUAUCCUUCAAUUCUUCCAAUCCUUCACUUCCGCAGACGACAAGCAGCCGCUGCCGACUGCGGCUAGAGCUCGAACCAAGAUAUUCGACCUCGUCAAACCCAAACAUACUUUCAACAGAGUCCAGAAGCAGAAGAGGGCAAAGCUAGCGAGAGCUCCUGGUAUCAAAAGCUAUAUUCUCCUCUUGAAAAGUCGAGAGAAUGAAGGAUUUCCGUUGGGCAGUGACUGUCAGCCGCCAUUCGUACGCUUGCCUGUCGCGCUUCUUCUCAAUUCCUCCACUACUUUCAAGCAUCUCGUGGAAGCCAAGCGCCAGAGACUCCUCGAUGACAGAUGGGACGGAGUCUGUUACAAUCCAAGAAUCACCCAGCUUAAAAAGGCAUAUCUUACCGAAUUCACCGUAUAUAUCGACGCUCUGAUUGAGGGCACUUGGGCGAAACAGAAAGUGGGUUAUGCCGAAUUAGCAGCAUUAGGGAAGGAGAUAAUCUGGGAUCUUAUCGUAAUAUGGAGGAACAUCUUGAAGGGAGGGUCAGACUCUGGCCAAGGUGAAGAGGAUGAAGGAGUGGGCGAAGAAGAUUUGAUUAAUCUCGCUAUUCUGGGCAAAUUCCUAGACGUCGAAGAGGAGUUUUUCGAAGGGUUGAGGAAGGUUGAACACGGGAGAGUGCAAUGA
Botrytis deweyae is the source of this 897-nucleotide messenger RNA. RefSeq lists its product as uncharacterized. The record is from RefSeq and is a predicted model, not a curated record. Bases 1 to 897 code for a protein of 298 amino acids. NCBI's taxonomy places the organism in Eukaryota, Fungi, Ascomycota, Leotiomycetes, Helotiales, Sclerotiniaceae. The transcript has 2 exons.